This is a messenger RNA of Fonsecaea erecta, 1602 nucleotides long. RefSeq lists its product as hypothetical. The coding region runs from base 1 to 1602 and encodes 533 amino acids. NCBI's taxonomy places the organism in Eukaryota, Fungi, Ascomycota, Eurotiomycetes, Chaetothyriales, Herpotrichiellaceae. Gene Ontology annotation, molecular function: mRNA binding. The transcript is spliced from 5 exons. The record is from RefSeq and is a predicted model, not a curated record. Gene Ontology annotation, cellular component: ribonucleoprotein complex; nucleus; cytoplasm.
AUGGCCCCGUUCCAAGCCGAUGACAACGUCCUCUUUAUGUACCACUGUCUCAACAGCGCUUCUGGAAAGAUUGACUGGAAUGCUGUGGCCGUUGCGACAGGGUCGACCAGAGGGGCUGUGGAAAUUCGCUGGCGGCGGCUCAAGAAAAAGAUCGAGGAAAACGCAAACACUACACAAACUACUACGCCAACACCAGCCCAACCUCCCCAAGGACGGAAGGCCAGCCAGGGGAAGAAGCAGAAAACCGGAGGUGUCAAACGUAAGAUUCAAGACGUCGACAAUGAUGAUGGUGAUGAUCAAGACGACGCAGACGUUGCUGGGCCUCCUCAAGUUGACGGCCAGGUUGAUAUCAAACCAUUCUCUGUUCGACUUCGAACUCGCGGGAAGCAAGUGAACUAUGAGCCUAACGCUUGCGGGGUCGAAGACGAGGACUCCAGUGCUAUUACAUCUUCAGGGGAUGAUGAUGAUUAUGUCGUCGGCGCCGAAGCGAUCAAGGGAGCAAAGCGUCACAAAAAGGCGCAGCCAUUGCCCGUGAAAGUCCAGCCCCGUCCAGGGAAUGCCGAGGGCAGACGACUGAACAUUCGCAAUCUUCCUUGUGGGAUCACUGAGCGUGAUCUCAGAAAGUUCUUCACGGGAUUUGACGUCGAAUCUGUUACCCUCUUUCCCCAAUGGAGUGACACGCGUGUGGCCGGUCAUGCUUCUCUUGAUCUCAAGUCGUCUGAAGAUGCGGAAGAAGCAGUUCGAGCUCUAUCACACACACCGAUUCGUGGACAACAGGUCAUAAUGCAAGUCGCCAGAAACCAUAAUCAGACUGUCAUGAGCAAGCCAGCAAAUGUACUUCCUCAACACCAGAUGUGCACCAAGAAAGGCGCGGCACAUAUGAAGGGGAAUGAUGUCCAAGAAAAGCUCCUUGCGGUAUCCGAAGAAAAGGUUAGGUGGUCUGGCAUGGAUCCUGCGGAUAUCCCUCUUCCAAGCAUUGAAUACUCUCCACCAACUUCUCCGUUGAGUGACGUCUUCACAACCGAAGAGGAAGCUGUUGUUGCUGAAGAGAGCAGAAUCACUUUGGAGAGCCUAAAACCUGGCAUGGUUAUCACGCUGCCCCCCAGAAGCCAACCCCAGAUUUUGAACGGCACCGCUGACUGCAGGACGCCCAAGCAAGGUCUGCUGUCUUCUCUGAUCUCAAUUACGUCGUCCCCAUCUGCGAUGACCCUGUCCACAACUACACGCUCUGUCGGCAAGUUGCACCACCAGAGCUUAGCUGACAACGUCGAGAUCCGACCCGAAGAUAGUGUCUCCAACAUCGCUCUUCGCGCAGAACAAGAUUCUGUCUCCCAGGCAGCUACCCCCACAGGGAUCAUGGCAAACACGGUGCAGUUCUUAAAGAAUCUGUGCUUCAACACUGAACAUUGGCAUGUUGAGAGCUUUGAGACACAACGUUGGCGGAACUUUGAACUUGAAGACGACAGCGCGAAGGAAGAAAACACAACUGCUUCUCUCACAACAGUGCUGGAGCCGUCGGCGCUUGAGCUGGGACUCGGGAUGGACCGCUGCAUCGAGUCAGCGCUACGAGCACAUGUGCUCAAGACAUUCACAAGACGCUGA